GAAUUUUCUUAUCAUAGUUCCACUCUAUCUUGGCCAAUCGGAUCGACCCAACUGUGGGUCCAAUCAGGACGAACUACUCAUUCGACCAAUCACAAUCAAGCCUUCAGUUCAGUUCGAAAUUCAAAAACAUGGAGGCAAUUUGUUGAUAUCCUUUUGGGAAGUUAGGGAUUUUUGGGAGAAAUCUUUGGCCAUGAAGCUCGAAAACGGUGCUCAAGAGGUGAUCCCUCUUGGCGAGAGAGUGGUGCCAAGACCAUCAACAAAAUCUAAAAAGCCCCCUAUUCCUCCCCCGAAGAGAUUGCUUCAGAAGGAAACACAAGCCAAGCAUGCAGAUUUCAAUGAUUUGACAGCACUUACUUCCCUUAAUGAAGAAACAGUACUCCAAUGUGUUGAGGCAAGAUACAAAGCAGGAGUUUACUACACUUGGGCAGGGUUGCCGCUGGUAGCAGUCAAUCCAUUUCAUGAAGUAGCUGCUCUAUAUGACGAGGAGGUUGAAGAGAAAUACAGGAGCGCAUCUGCAUCAGAAUCUAGGGAGCUUCCUCCCCAUAUAUAUGCUGUUGGUCAGAAGGCUUACUGUGACCUGAAGAGAGGCCUUGAAACCAGUAACCAGUCUAUAAUAGUGAGCGGAGAGAGUGGAGCAGGAAAGACCUGGACAACACGAAGUCUUAUGCAGUUUAUUUCUGACAUGACUGGAAUGAGGGAGGAGUCUGGGAAUGAUGUGUCACUAAUCGAACAGCGAAUCCUUGACUCGAAUCCAGUGCUGGAGGCUUUUGGCAAUGCAUGUACAACAAGGAAUGAAAACAGCAGCCGCUUUGGCAAAUACAUCCAACUUCAGUUCAACAGGCAGUUCCAAAUCGUUGGUGCAAAACUAAAGACAUAUUUGCUGGAAAAGACAAGGGUUGUACAUCAGGCCGAAGGGGAAAGAAACUUCCAUAUAUUCUACCAGAUGUCAGCAGGCAUGGCCUAUGCAAGUAGGAGCACUUCGAAGGCUUCGGAGAAAGCUCGUCGCCGAUCGUCUAGAUGGGGAGGUGUAGACCAUCAGGCGUUCGUGGAGACGCGCGAGGCAAUGAGGAAUAUCGGAAUCCACGAUGAACAGCAAGAUGAAAUAUUUAAGGUGCUAAGUGGAAUCAAGCAAAUCUGCGCGGUCGACUUUGCUAAAGAAGAAGACGCCUGCAUAUUCACGCGACCAGAGAAAGCGCGCGAAGCCAGCGCCCUACUCAGCGUUUGCGCUGAAAGACUCGCACAGUGCCUCAGCACGCGUCGCAUCACAUCCAAGGGGACUGGGGAGGUUUUUAUGAAGCCAUGCAGUGUUCACGAAAGCGAGGCACGAAGGGAUUGCGUUGCAAAGGUGAUCUACGCGAGGUUGUUUGAUUGGAUUGUGGAUUUUAUCAACACCAGUAUAAAAGCCCCUCGUCACUCUAAACACGCUUUCAUUGGUCUUCUGGACGUGUAUGGCUUUGAAAGUUUCCUACUCAACAGUCUAGAGCAACUGUGCAUCAAUUACGCCAAUGAGAAACUUCAGCAGCAUUUUGUGCUUUAUUUUCUGAAGAGACAACAGGAUGAAUACCAAAAAGAGGGAGUCGAUUGGGAUUUCCAGGAAUUUGUGGAUAAUCGCCCGUGCCUGGACUUACUGGAAUCACGGAGUGGGGUGUUUGCUCUGCUUAACGAAGAAUGCCGGCUGAACCGCCCGGUCGAUAAUCGGGGCCUCAGUGAUCGCCUCAACUUUUCCUUAAGAUCAAACACGCACUUCUCUCAACUACGACAGAGGAGCCAGUCGCCGAACUUCGUCAUUCAUCACUAUGCGGACAGUGUGUGUUACGAGGUCGAAGGACUUGUUGAGAAAAACAAGGACCACACGCCAGAUGAUUUGCUAGAGCUACUGCAAACCAGUGACAGCUGGCUCAUCCAAGUCUUGUUCCCCACCGACAAAUCAGAUACUGAGAAGAAUGUUGGAAAUGUCCAUAAGCCCCGUCCGACCAACAUCACAGUAGUCAGUAAAUUUAAGACGUCCCUGGAUAAACUGAUGUCUUCCCUCAAGUCCACGAAUGCACACUACAUCAGAUGCGUCAAACCGAAUACGCUAUCAGAUCCUGGCACCUUCGAUAGGGAGCAGGUAUUGGGUCAGUUACGAGCGUGUGGAGUGAUCGAGACUAUCAGAAUCAGUGCAGCGGGUUAUCCAAUCAGACUUACCCACCGAGAAUUCAUCACCCGCUAUAACUUCGCCGUGACCCACAUAAAGCCCUCUCUACCACUCACGCCGAUUCGCCAGUCCCAGGCCUCCCCGAGUACGCCCGAGGCCCCUGACGCGAUCACGCGUCUAAAGAAGGCUGAGCGCCGAUCCCGCAGACGACGGAGGAGUGGGUACGACCAUACUCCACACAUCUGCCAAUCAAUACUGGCUGCAGUUGGUUGCUAUGGAGAUGAUUUGAAGGAGAAUGUAGCCGCGGUGGAUGGUCGCGAGACUGGGUUCAUGCUCGGCAGAACGAAGAUCUUUCUGCGGGAACACGCGAUGGAAACGCUGGAGGGAGCGCGUGAGAGGCAACUCCACAAAUGUGCGUUUAGUGUUCAGUGCUGCUGGCGACGGUACAAGAGACGUGUGGCCAGGAGAAACAACGACGCCGCCACUGUCAUACAGAAAGUGACAAGAGGCUGGCUUGCACGAAGCCACUACCAGUCGCUACAACGCGCUACUCUCCUCAUACAACGUUACGCGCACAUUUAUCUAAGCAAGAAGAGAAAGCAGCGCACAUACACGCAAAUCCAACGAGACGAUACAGAGCAAAGAACCGAUCUACCCGACCAACAGCCAAUUUCUUCUCAAAUGAAAACCCUAAGCGAAUCACUCGUCUCCAGUCCGCCAAUUUUGAGCCCCUCUUCAAGGCCUGGCUCCACUGCGCAGUCUUCUCAUUGGUUUACGCCGUUCAUGCCGCAUGGGCACGUGUAUAACUCGUGUAUGUCACGUGUUCUGGGGCUAUUUGGCGACGUAGGAACGGAUCAGGAGACGCAUCAUUCUGGUGGGAUCGCCUCCAAAAGGGCAAUCGAGAAGGUUCCAGUGUUUUUCCACUGUCGGGGAACCCCGCUUUCUAACGCUACUACCAGGCCUUUGAAAAGCCAGACAGCAGACCCGGGACUUGGCUGGUUGUCUUCAUUGACGUAAAUUCACCUGACUUACCUCUGACCCUCUCGCUUCUCUCAGCUCGAGCGUCUGUACUCAUUUACCAGUAGCCUGUCUAGGUACACUUUGAGUAGUAGCUGCUGUAUCGAGCGUUUCACUUCUCUUGGUUUGAUCGGGAGGGAAGUGAAAGGCUCGACACUGCAGCGAUUGCUUGGAGUCUAGUGCCAAGGUGGAGCUGGGCUAAAUGCAAGCUACUGAAUGAAAGAGUGAAGAGCGUUUGAGGUGAAAAUAAAAGAGUAGAGAGCAUUUGAGGAGAAAGACGUUCAAGGCAUUAGGGUCAGAGUAAAAUUGCAAGCAAGAAACAAGAUUAUAAAGCAAUAGACACAAGAAUAAAAGUAAUUUGCCUUUUUAUAGUACAAAAUAUAUUUCAUUUUUUUAAAAAGGUAUUUUAAAUAAGUCAAAUGUGCUAAUUAGAAUUGUGCAUGCAAAGAAGGACUUUUUUCUUUUAUGUAAAAGCUAUUUUUUUUAAUUUAAAGAAACAAACUAGA
Molecule: messenger RNA, 3660 nt
Organism: Nematostella vectensis (starlet sea anemone)
Lineage: Eukaryota; Metazoa; Cnidaria; Anthozoa; Actiniaria; Edwardsiidae
Product: unconventional myosin-XIX
Exons: 24
Coding region: 191-3154 (987 amino acids)
Biological process (GO): actin filament organization; vesicle transport along actin filament
Cellular component (GO): actin cytoskeleton; cytoplasm; myosin complex
Molecular function (GO): microfilament motor activity; ATP binding; actin filament binding
Source: RefSeq, a predicted model, not a curated record